Messenger RNA from Lactuca sativa (garden lettuce), 1423 nucleotides. Lineage: Eukaryota; Viridiplantae; Streptophyta; Magnoliopsida; Asterales; Asteraceae. The record is from RefSeq and is a predicted model, not a curated record.
CAACGACCGUAUAUAUAGCAAAAUAAACAAAUAAUAAUAAAUCCUAACGAUAACAAAAAUCUAUCCUUGUAUGUAUCAUGUGUUUGCGUUUAUAUAUAAAGUAUCCUCUCUGCUCAUAUGCCAUCGAAUUACAGCUGAGAGCUGACAUAACAUACUCUUCAAAUUCUCGACUUUUCUCUCUACAAUGGAAUGGAAAAGAGGUCCAGUAAUCGGACGGGGAUCUUACGCCACCGUCUCUGUUGCCACGACCACCACCGGAGACUUUUUUGCCGUCAAGUCCACCGAGCUUUCUACCUCUGCGUUCUUACAGAAAGAACAACACUUUCUUUCUCAAUUAAGCUCCAAAUACAUAAUCAAGUACAUGGGUUCUGAUGUUGAUUAUGAUGACAACAAACCCAUGUAUAAUCUGUUCAUGGAGUAUGCCGUCGAUGGAACGAUUUCGGAUGUUAUUAAGAAACAAGGAGGGUCGCUUGACGAGUCACUGAUCCGAUCUUAUACUCAUCAGAUUCUACUUGGAUUGGAUCAUCUUCACUGCAAUAAUUUGGUGCAUUGUGAUAUAAAAUGCCGAAACUUGUUGGUGUGCAAAGAUGCUGUCAAGAUCGGCGACUUGGGUUGUGCAAAGAUGGUCGGAAACAAUGGUGCCUCCACAUCUCAACUUUCCGGUACACCGGUUUUCAUGGCACCUGAGGUUGCACGAGGCGAAGAACAGGGGUUUCCCGCUGAUGUUUGGGCUCUCGGGUGCGCAGUUAUUGAAAUGGCAACUGGGUCGAACCCGUGGCCGGAGUUUAUGGAUCCGUUGUCUGCUUUAUACAGAAUAGGAUACUCCGGCGACAUACCAGACAUUCCCAAGUUUCUGCCGGAGGAAGGCAAAGAUUUUUUGACUAAAUGCCUGAAGACAGAUGCUAAAGAAAGGUGGACAAUAAAUGAACUUCUGCAACACCCAUUUGUUUGUAAUUUGAAUUCGGGAUCUGAAACAAGAAAAUCUCCGACAAGUAUACUUGAUCAAAGUUUCUGGGAAUCUUUAUCAGCGUCGGAACCUUCAGAGGAACCCACCCAGGUCGAUAAUUUUUCCGGCGAGUCUCCUGUGGAGAGGAUAAGGCAAUUGGUUGAAGCUACUCCGUCAUGUCUGCCCAAUUGGGACGAUGAGGAAGAUUGGAUCACAGUUAGACGUAAUGGGAUUGAUCAAAUGGAUGUUGAUGAUGGCGAUUUUGGUUAUAUGGAGUCGCUUAGUAUUUCAAUUUUUAAUGUAGAAGAAGAAUUAGAGUUUGAAAUCUCAGUUAGUGACGCAGAUAUUGAGGUUUUAGAAUAUUCGAUUGUAUCUAAUGUUCUUGAUUUUGAUCAUAUAAUUAACGAUAAUUUUUUGAAAAUUAGAGAGUACGUUUGUUAUGCUUUUCGAUAUUUAUUCUCUGCUAACAUUUUUUAA